ACAGUCAACAGCCAACAACCAAGAGACAAGAGACAAGUUCAGCAGAAACUUUAAUAUGCUUGUCGGCACUUAGCAUAGACUUUUUAUAUACCGCUGCAUAAGCGAGUUCCGCAUUAGUUUCCAAAGACACGCGUAGCUAAACGAGUUCUGGAGUUGCAACUUCAGCUUGAGAAUACAAAACUGUUAAACGAAGCUUGAGUAUAAUUUUAGUCAGACAAAAAUAAAAAUACAAAAAAAAGGUAACUGAAAGCGAAACUUAAAUUUAAAAAAAGAAGUGAAGAAGAUGCUGAGUAAUUUCGACGCGUAAACGCGUGUGUGUGUUAAUGUCAUUAGUAAGCCCAUUGCAUUCCGUGUGACAAUAACAGAGAAGAAACGAAAUUAUAGAAAAUUACCCUACGCUUCCGCCGCAUAAUAGAGCGAAAUUACAAGAAAGUGAGAGAAAAUCGCUUUGUUUGCAAAACAAUUGCGCACUUCGAAGAUACAUAUAUGAGUACUUAACCGAAAAAUACGCUUAUAUAUUAUCUUAUGCAUACGGUGUGACAAAGUGAAACCACAAUUUGGCAAUUCAACGAAAAAGCUCAAUGCCAAGCAAAGAAAAAAAAAUUAAAUAAAAAUACGCUACGAAAAUUGCGCAAAAGUCUCUAAAAAAUUAACAGCGUAAAAUGCAAAAUAAAUGAAUAAAAAUUACAAAAAUAACAUAAACAAAGUAAAAUACAUUUGUACAUACGUCAGAAGUGCUAAAAACCAAAAGAACCCACAAAUAUUAUAAAAAGCAACACAACCUCUUAGUACCAUACAUACGUACGUGAGCAUUGAGCAAACCGCCCAAAUGACCGGCUAAACAAAAAGAAUCUCAUUUCAGCAAGUUUAACCAUUUAGCUUGUUACGCUCCAACAGUCAAGUGCAUGCGCUUGGAGAACAAUAACACAACACAACACAACACAACAUACAUAUUUACAUACGCAGAGACAUUUGUAAUUGAAAUUUUUACACGCCACUUGCGGGUCAAAUACUAAAGUGCCUCCAAAUACACACGUACUUACAAAUAUACUUAAAUAAAAAGAACUAUAAUUACUAAUAAAUACCAUAUAAACUAUACAAUCGCCAUGUCGGACAUGCCAAGUAUCAGCGAUGCACAGGAAACUGCCUUGAAACAGUUCCGCAAAAGUGUUUCAGAUGUGAUCAAUGAAACCCAUGAUGACUACUUUCUACUACGCUGGCUACGUGCACGAAAAUGGAACCCAGAUGCUGCCGAGGAAAUGUUGCGUGCGAGUCUGAAGACACGCGCCAUGUGGAAUGUGGACAACAUGGAGAAGUGGGAUGUGCCUCGCGCGCUCAGAGAAUAUCUGCCUUAUGGGCAUAUUGGCUAUGACAAUGAAGGAUCACCAAUUAUUGUGUGCCCAUUCUAUAACUUUGAUAUUUGGGGCAUGCUACACUGCGUCACACGCUUCGAUUUCCAACGCUAUUUGGUGCUGUUGCUGGAGCGCUUUAUGCAAGCUGGCUAUGAGCAAAGUAAAACACAUGGUCCACAAGCUCGACAGCUCGUUGUCUUCUUCGAUAUGGCCAAUUUCAAUUUGAAACAAUAUGCGUGGCGUCCGGCAGCCGAGUGUGUUCUAUCGACGGUGAAGCAAUACGAAAGCAACUAUCCGGAAUUGCUGAAAAUGUGCUAUAUAAUCAAUGCACCCAAACUGUUCUCGGUCGCUUUCAAUUUCGUCAAAAAGUUCCUGGAUGAAUACACAAUGAGUAAAAUAAAAAUCUACAAGUCCGGUUCAGAUAAGUGGAGGGAACCGCUGUUCUCUCAUGUCGAUCCAAAUAUAUUUCCAAAAUGUUUUGGUGGCAAUUAUGUCGAUGAAAAUGGUGAUCCAGAAUGCAAAUCAAAGAUUAUUUGGGGAGGAAAAAUUCCGCAAGACAUGUUUGUCGAGCAAAGCAAUGAAGACAAUGAUAAAGACUACACUGAGACUACAAUAAAUAAGGGCAACAAGCUAAAACUGGACUUUUUUGUGGAUGAAAAGAAACAGGAGAACCUAGUGCUGUCAUGGGACUUUCGCACCUUCGACUACGACAUCAAAUUCGGUAUAUACAGCAUUGACAAGAUGUCCGGUGAAAAGCGGAGCGAAGUGGCGCUUGGCACUGUCUACUCCAAUGAAAUGGACGAAGUGGGCUUCAUCUCCACGCGACCCAAUACGACAUAUACUGUUGUCUUCGACAAUUCGCACAGUUACUUGCGCAGCAAACGUCUACGCUAUUGGGUGAACUUGAUCUCCGAGGUUGACGACAUUACCGAACUCUCAGCGCAAGUGCAAGACACCGAUAUUGUAGAGAAGAAUGGCGUUUAAGGUGUGGGGAGUGAGGAAAAAGUAGACGAACAUUGAGAACGCAGAGUCGGCAGGAAUGUGAUAAG
Zeugodacus cucurbitae (melon fly) is the source of this 2401-nucleotide messenger RNA. Its product is annotated as SEC14-like protein 2. NCBI's taxonomy places the organism in Eukaryota, Metazoa, Arthropoda, Insecta, Diptera, Tephritidae. The record is from RefSeq and is a predicted model, not a curated record. The transcript is spliced from 8 exons. The coding region runs from base 1107 to 2336 and encodes 409 amino acids. Gene Ontology annotation, cellular component: cytoplasm.